UUCUAGUUUUUAAUAAUCCCUGACGUCACUUGAAUUUAUGAAUUCAACAUGGCUACCAGUGAUACCGAUGAUUCUCUCUACCCGAUUGCCGUAUUAAUAGAUGAGCUAAGAAACGAGGAUGUACAGCUUCGUUUGAAUAGUAUCAAGAAGCUCGGAACUAUUGCAUUGGCAUUAGGAGUAGAGAGAACUCGGUCUGAGCUUAUUCCAUUUUUGACUGAUACCAUUUAUGAUGAGGAUGAGGUGUUAUUAGCCCUUGCUGAGCAGCUGGGAAGCUUCACCCCAUUGGUUGGAGGUCCCGAGUAUGUUCAUUGCUUACUGCCCCCUCUUGAAAGUCUCGCUACAGUUGAGGAAACUGUUGUCAGAGACAAGGCAGUUGAAUCUUUGAGAAUAAUCGCUGAUCAGCACAAUCAGGGUGAUCUUGAGAACUACUUUGUUCCCUUGGUCAAACGACUUGCCGGUGGCGAUUGGUUUACAUCUAGAACUUCAGCAUGUGGACUUUUUUCUGUAUGCUACAAGCGGGUCUCCACCAAUGUGAAGGCAGAACUUCGUCAGAAUUUCCGUAGCUUGUGUGCUGAUGACACCCCUAUGGUUCGCCGCGCAGCAGCUGGAAAGCUUGGGGAGUUUGCUAAAGUUGUUGAAUCUGAGUAUCUCAAGUCUGAUCUCAUUCAGCUUUUCAACAUGCUGGCACAGGAUGAACAGGAUUCUGUGCGUUUGCUGGCUGUUGAGGCAAGUGUUAGCAUUGCAUCAUUGCUCCCCUCAGAAGAUACUGAGCAGUUGGUUAUGCCAACACUCCGCCAAGCAGCUGAGGAUAAAUCAUGGAGGGUCAGAUACAUGGUAGCUGAUAAAUUUACUGAGCUACAAACAGCUGUUGGGCCUGAGAUCACCAAGAAUGAUUUAGUCCCAGCUUUUCAAAGCUUGUUGAAAGAUUGUGAGGCAGAAGUGAGAGCUGCUUCAGCACACAAAGUCAAAGAUUUUUGUCAAGCUCUUUCCCCUGACGUGCGCGAGCAGAUCAUAAUGACCAAUAUGUUACCAUGCGUGAAAGACCUGGUUGCUGACGCCAAUCAGCAUGUCAAGUCUGCUCUCGCAUCUGUAAUCAUGGGCCUAUCCCCAAUCCUAGGAAAAGACAACACUAUAGAACACCUCUUGCCUCUAUUCCUGACACAGUUGAAGGAUGAGUGCCCCGAAGUAAGACUAAACAUCAUCUCUAACCUGGACUGUGUGAAUGAAGUAAUUGGCAUUAAGCAGCUAUCUCAGUCGUUGUUACCAGCAAUUGUUGAGUUGGCAGAAGACACAAAAUGGCGUGUUCGCCUUGCCAUCAUCGAAUACAUGCCCCUUCUUGCUGGUCAAUUGGGGGUGGAGUUCUUUGAUGAGAAGUUGAACUCCUUGUGUAUGACAUGGCUUGUUGACCAUGUGUAUGCCAUCCGUGAAGCUGCGACCCUGAACUUGAAGAAGCUGGUAGAAAAGUUUGGUAAAGAUUGGGCCCAGCAGACAGUUAUACCAAAGGUCUUACAAAUGUCCCGCGACCAGAACUAUCUCCACCGCAUGACUUGUCUCUUUUGUAUAAAUCUGCUUGCUGAACCUCUGGGACAGGAUUUGACCACCAGAUUGAUGUUGCCUACAAUCAUCACUAUGGGAUCAGACCCCGUCGCAAAUGUCAGAUUCAAUGUUGCAAAAACCCUACAGAAACUAGCACCUCAUUUAGACCAGGGCUCUAUUCAGACUCAAGUGAAACCAUUAUUGGAGAAACUAAAGGCAGACGGUGACAUGGAUGUCCAGUAUUAUGCCUUGGAGGCUUUGGAAGGGCUCAAGUAAACAAGAGACAAGAUUUUAUUAAGUAUUUAUUGAACAAAGUGUGUCAAAAUUGGCUGUUCAAUAAACCAUGCCAGAUCUAGAUAUUCAGAAAUGAAUUGAUCAUCACAAGACUCAAACAUCAGUGCUUUAAAGUGGAAUAGUUGAACUUUAUAAGAACCUUUGGCAUUAAAAGAGAAAAGAAAGACCUAGGCUGUUUGUUUUUUAAAGUACUGGCGUUUCAUGGCUACAUUUGUGAUAUCAUUCUUUGUCGUACAUAGUCCAGAUUUCAUUCUCCACAGUUGUGGGGCUAUUUUUGUUUUAGAGUUAAAAAAAACUUGAAAUUACUGUUUAAAGGUUAAUGAUUGAUUUUUGUUUAAUGGUGAGAUGUCCAAAAAUUUAAAUAAAAUCACACAGGCUUAAUAUGUAUUAACUCUUAACAUAUAAUUUUCUAUAAUCAUAAAAAGUUAUUUUUUAAUAUACUUUUUAUUUGGACAAAGUGGGACAAUUUGUUUUACCUUUUAUAGUUAAAAUUCUCGACUGUAAACCUGGUUAACAUGUCUCCUACUGUUAUAUACUAAGAGUUGACACAAAAAGGUGAGUUUGCCAAUAUACAAUUGCCUGUAGUCAUCCGUCACACAUUCAUAGAAUAACCAUGUAUCUAUAGUUGUAAUCAAUUUUUGUUUAGUUUCUUUUCUAAGUCAAACUUUUUAACCUGACCUUUAUGUUUGAUAUUGUUUCCAUUUGUUUGUUUUCAUUUGUUGCACAUUGGUGUCACUCUUUUAGGUUUUUUAAAUUAUAAAAUAAAUUGUAAAAAUUUAGGAAUUUAAGUUUUUUAAAUUUUGUACAAUUAAAAAAAAUUGGUUUCAUCUUAAAAAAAGUAAACAAGCAAUGCUGUUGUUGAGUUUGUUUUUUGUUUUGGUUUUAAGAACAAGUUUUUUAUUUGAAAAUUUGAUGAGAUUUGGAUCAAGUCAAUAUUUUCCUUGUACAUCUGUUUUGAUAAAGUAAAUAACAUUUUUAGGAAUGUCCAUUUAUAACAAUUAAAGUUUGAAAUUUUC
Messenger RNA from Physella acuta, 2846 nucleotides. Its product is annotated as serine/threonine-protein phosphatase 2A 65 kDa regulatory subunit A alpha isoform. Gene Ontology annotation, biological process: protein dephosphorylation. Gene Ontology annotation, molecular function: protein phosphatase regulator activity; protein binding. NCBI's taxonomy places the organism in Eukaryota, Metazoa, Mollusca, Gastropoda, Physidae. The record is from RefSeq and is a predicted model, not a curated record. Gene Ontology annotation, cellular component: cytosol; nucleus; cytoplasm.